AUGUUCUCCUCUUCAAGAAUUCUUCGCCUCUCGUUUGCCGCUAGAAAGAACACCUCUCUGUUCUCAUCAUCAUCAUGCCUAAAAUCAUGUUCUGUGGCCACUCCAAAGGCUUCUUCCUUCUCAUCAAUCUACCCAACAAGUAAGAGAUUUUUCUCUACCAACAACAACAUAAAUAGGGAACAACAAACCGGAGACUCAUCUGAAGUGAAAGGUAUCAUUACACCUGAUUUGUUCACUAAAAACAGAAAUGAAUUGAAACAACUUUUCACUAGCGAAUUGGAAAAGAUUGUUACUAAAAUAACUCAAGAAGAUGGAUAUGUACCACAUGAUAUUUACAACUUUGCAUUGGGUGAACACAAUUUGAGAUUUAAAGUAUUCAAAGCUGCGAUGGCACGUUUCGGAAGAGAAAUUCCAAAUACAGAUUUACCUAAAAUUCUUAAAGUGAGAGAUCUUGUUGAAUGGUUUAUUGUACGAGUUGAUAAGGAGAGACCACCACAAACCUAUGAAGUUCCCGAAAAUGUUAAAUUAUUCAUUGAUAAACAUCAAGGAAAAAAGCUGAGAGACUUGAAUGAAAAGAAUGCUUUCACCGUUGCUGAGCCACAACAAACAACAUCCGAGCCACAACAAACCCAACAACAAUAA
Naegleria lovaniensis is the source of this 642-nucleotide messenger RNA. RefSeq lists its product as uncharacterized. The transcript has a single exon. The record is from RefSeq and is a predicted model, not a curated record. The coding region runs from base 1 to 642 and encodes 213 amino acids. NCBI's taxonomy places the organism in Eukaryota, Heterolobosea, Eutetramitea, Acrasida, Naegleriidae.